AAGCCAUGGGUAGCUGUUGUAGCUGUCCAGAUAAAGACACCGUCCCAGAUAACCAUCGGAACAAGUUUAAGGUCAUUAAUGUGGAUGAUGAUGGGAAUGAGUUAGGUUCUGGCAUAAUGGAGCUUACAGACACAGAGUUGAUUUUAUACACCCGUAAACGUGACUCAGUAAAAUGGCACUACCUCUGCCUGCGACGCUAUGGCUAUGAUUCAAAUCUUUUUUCUUUUGAAAGUGGUCGAAGGUGUCAAACUGGACAAGGAAUCUUUGCCUUUAAAUGUGCUCGUGCAGAAGAGUUAUUUAACAUGUUGCAAGAGAUUAUGCAAAAUAAUAGUAUAAAUGUGGUGGAAGAACCAGUUGUAGAAAGGAAUAAUCAUCAGACAGAUUUGGAAGUCCCCAGAACACCUCGAACACCUACAACUCCAGGGUUUGCUGCUCAGAACUUACCUAAUGGAUAUCCCCGAUAUCCCUCGUUUGGAGAUGGUUCGUCUCAUCCUUCAAGCAGACAUCCUUCAGUAGGAAGUGCACGCUUGCCUUCAGUAGGUGAAGAAUCUACACAUCCUUUGCUUGUGGCUGAGGAACAAGUACAUACUUAUGUCAACACUACAGGUGUGCAGGAAGAACGGAAAAACCGAACAAGUGUGCAUAUCCCAUUGGAGGCAAGGAUUUCUAAUGCUGAAAGCAGCACACCGAAAGAGGAACCAAGUAGUAUUGAAGACAGGAACCCUCAGAUUCUUCUUGAGCCUGAAGGAGUCAAGUUUGUUUUAGGACCAACUCCUGUUCAAAAGCAAUUAAUGGAAAAAGAGAAACUGGAGCAACUUGGAAGAGAUCAUGUUAGUGGAAGUGGAGCAAAUAACACAGAAUGGGACACUGGUUAUGACAGUGAUGAACGAAGAGAUACACCCUCUGUUAAUAAACUAGUGUAUGAAAAUAUAAAUGGGCUAUCUAUCCCUAGUGCCUCAGGGGUCAGGAGAGGUCGUCUGACAUCCACCAGUACCUCAGAUACCCAGAAUAUCAACAAUUCCGCUCAGAGGAGAACUGCAUUAUUAAACUAUGAAAAUUUACCAUCUUUGCCUCCUGUUUGGGAAGCCCGCAAACUAAGUAGGGAUGAAGAUGACAACUUAGGACCAAAGACUCCAUCUCUAAAUGGCUACCAUAAUAACCUAGACCCAAUGCAUAACUAUGUAAAUACAGAGAAUGUAACAGUACCAGCAAGUGCUCACAAAAUAGAAUAUUCAAGGCGUCGGGACUGUACACCCACAGUCUUUAACUUUGAUAUCAGACGCCCCAGUUUAGAACAUAGGCAGCUCAAUUAUAUACAAGUUGACUUGGAAGGUGGCAGUGAUUCUGACAACCCUCAGACUCCAAAAACGCCUACCACUCCCCUUCCACAAACCCCUACCAGGCGCACAGAGUUGUAUGCUGUGAUAGACAUCGAGAGAACUGCUGCUAUGUCAAAUUUGCAGAAAGCACUGCCACGAGAUGAUGGUACAUCGAGGAAAACUAGACACAAUAGUACUGAUCUGCCCAUGUGA
Elephantulus edwardii (Cape elephant shrew) is the source of this 1532-nucleotide messenger RNA. RefSeq names its product fibroblast growth factor receptor substrate 2 (gene FRS2). Gene Ontology annotation, biological process: cell surface receptor protein tyrosine kinase signaling pathway. The coding region runs from base 6 to 1532 and encodes 508 amino acids. The transcript is spliced from 5 exons. Lineage: Eukaryota; Metazoa; Chordata; Mammalia; Macroscelidea; Macroscelididae. Gene Ontology annotation, cellular component: cell-cell junction; cytoplasm. The record is from RefSeq and is a predicted model, not a curated record.